AUCGAACCUUGUUUACCUUAACGGCUACUUAUACUCACGUCUUCGGCUUCUACUCUUCAUCCCUUCCCUCACUCUCUCUCUCUAAAACACACACACACAGUCUCUCUUUCUCUCUCUAGAAACAAACAUGGAAAUGAAGAACGUCGUCGUUCUAGCAUUCAUCUGCGCCAUUUUCGCCGCCGUCGGAGGUCAAGCCCCAGCUGCUUCCCCGACGAUUGCGCCUCCUACGACUGUCGUAACGCCUACUGCUUCACCAACCGUAGCACCGCCGGCGAAGUCUCCAGUUUCUGCUCCUCCGAUGGUUUCUGUUCCUACUCCGGUUAGUUCACCACCUGCUGCGGUGCCAGUGAGUUCUCCACCUGCUGCGGUGCCGGUGAGUUCUCCACCAACGAUUGAAUCUCCACCGGUUCCUGAACCAGUGAGCUCUCCUGCACCAGAGAUUGCUUCUACACCUGAAGCUUCUGCUCCGGCACCCAGCAAGAGGAAGACGAAGAUGAAUGCUCCAUCGCCGUCGCCUACCGAGGCACUUUCUCCUGGACCGAGUGGCGACGACUCUCCCUCUCCUGCUCCUAAUUCAGCCGACGUCGCCGACGAGAGUGGAGCCGACAGAUUGAAGAGCGUACAUAUGGUGGUGGGGAGCUUGGUGAUGGGAUUGGCUGCUUUCAGCUGGCUCUAGAUUUAUAUUAUUUAUUUAUUAUUUUUGAAAUUUAUUUAUUUUUUUGUAUGAUCUGUAAUUGCCUUUUGUUUCCCUAUCAUUGUAUUUUGUUUACGCAUAUAUACUAUUUACCACAUUUAUGUUUUGUUGUGUGAUUUAUUUCACCUAAUAAAAAAAGAAAAAGAAAAAGUAGCCUUAUUUUCAUUAUAGGUCUAUUUGGUAUUUAUGAAUGGAACAACAAAGAGAAUAAAAUAGACCUAAUGAUUUGACAAUCUAAUACAUUCAAUUCUUAUGUAUAAUUUGACAAUAUAAUAAAAUGGAUCAUUACCAUUUUAAUUGUUAUUGUUACGCUUG
This is a messenger RNA of Lactuca saligna, 1009 nucleotides long. The record is from the annotation of a GenBank genome assembly. NCBI's taxonomy places the organism in Eukaryota, Viridiplantae, Streptophyta, Magnoliopsida, Asterales, Asteraceae.